AUGGCUCGCCUUUCGGAAGAGCAUUUCAAGAGCAAUACUAGCACGCCCGCGCGCAAACCCAGUCGUUUCAAGGAGAUAUUCCGACACAGGCCAAGCACGAGCUCGAAUUCAACAAGUCCAAACACGCUGACCAGCUCGGCGCCCAUAGCCAGUCCGCUUGCGUCACCGAAGAUGAGAUUAGGCUUCGAAAAGGUGGGCUUGCUACCGAGUGAGCGUACAUCUCUCGAUGCUGCUAAACGCGAGCUAGAGAACAACGGCGGGUCCGCAGUCAGUGAGGCAAUGGAGAUGGAGGUACACGAGCUUUCGGGCGAGAUUGCCCCGCACAACCUGGAAACAGGAUUGAAUAUUUCAGGAACUACGCAUGCAGAUGAGGUAGCUGAGAUGACAGGGAAUCAAAAGCGCGGAAAGGAGGAACAGGGCUUCGAGCAGUCGUUUGAGAAAUUCCUGAAACAGCGCAAGGAGCACACGGUGGGCGAUCAUAGUAUGGCUGAGGGCUCGAGCUCGCAGAUUCUCGAACCGGCGACCACGGAAACUACAAUCGCGGGAGACAAGCAGCGUAAAUCUGCGUCAGUAGGCUCUGAGAAAAAUCAGUUUGAAGCUGUCGCGCAGCCAGACGAUACCUUCAAGAGUUCGAAUGACCACAGUGAUAGCCACAUGGCCUUCCCAUCCGACAUGUUGAACGCCGAUAACCCGCUCAGUCGUGGCAUCCGCGAGUACGUCUCUAGCGAGGUCGCUGCAGCCCUAGUAGCGCAUGAGCGCAAGCAAGUCUACCAGCUCCCAAAGACCGUCGAUGCUCCGGGCCAUAUCACUUUCAACCUCGACAUCUCUGGUCUCGCAAAGUCGGCUCGCCUCAAUGUGGUCAAGAUUACGGAAAACAAGCUCUCUAUACUCGAUGGACCGAAGAGCAUCGGCCCACUGACAAUCGCCCAUUCCAGAAUCGCCUGCGACAUUCAGCUCAGUGUCAUCGCCAUUUACCUCACCUUCACACUCGGCGCUGCCUUUCUCGGUCCGAAGACCUUGCUACUCACCCUUUGGAGAAUUGGUGUAGUUCUGACAGUCUAUGCGGUAGUUAUUCGUCGCCUAGAUUGGAAGGAUGAUUCGCACAGUGAUCUGAUUCUUUCCCCUGUCUGCUACUUUGGUCGCGAAGUGCAGAUUUUCAGCGGUGAAAUGGCCAAAGACUUGGCGGAGACAUUCUUUCAGUUGUCAGGAAUUGCAGUGACAGACAUAGAUGGGCACCAGAAGGAAAAGUAG
Molecule: messenger RNA, 1251 nt
Organism: Cucurbitaria berberidis CBS 394.84
Lineage: Eukaryota; Fungi; Ascomycota; Dothideomycetes; Pleosporales; Cucurbitariaceae
Exons: 2
Coding region: 1-1251 (416 amino acids)
Source: RefSeq, a predicted model, not a curated record